AGGAAUCACUGACAUGCAGUCACUGCACAGCAUGCGGCCCCAGGAACUGCCCUGAAAGAUCAAAGGUUGAACGAAACUUAAAAAGAAGCAGCCAUUCUAUUCACUUGUUAUUGGACUCGAAACUCCUUUGACCUCGGAAACUGAAGAUGAGGUUGCCAUGGGAACUGCUGGUCCUGCAAUCAUUCACGUUGUGCCUUGCAGGCGACCCCACGCCGCGCGGCCCGGUGUUCGUGCAGGAGCCCGGCCCCGUCAUGUUCCCCGUGGGCUCCGAGGAGAAGAAGGUGAAGCUCACCUGUCAAGUGAGAGGGAACCCGAGGCCUCGCAUCAGGUGGAAGUUCAAUGGAACGGAUGUUGACACGGGCAUGGAUUUCCGCUACAGUGUGGUGGAAGGCAGCUUGCUGAUCAGUAGCCCCAACAGAACCCGCGACGCGGGGACCUACCAGUGCGUGGCCACCAACGCCUUCGGGACCGUGGUCAGCAGAGAGGCACCGCUGCGGUUCGCCUAUCUCGAGAACUUUCAGACGAGAGCCAGGAGCACAGUGUCUGUCCGCCAGGGCCAGGGCAUGGUGCUGCUGUGCGGGCCGCCCGCCCACUCCGGAGAGCUGAGCUACGCCUGGAUCUUCAAUGAAUACCCCUCCUACCAGGACAACCGCCGCUUCGUCUCCCAGGAGACCGGGAACCUGUACAUCGCGAAGGUGGAGAAGUCCGACGUGGGGAACUACACCUGCGUGGUCACCAACACGGUGACCAACCACAAGGUCCUGGGGCCGCCCACCCCGCUGACCCUGAGAAACGACGGGGUGAUGGGCGAGUAUGAGCCCAAAAUCGAAGUGCAAUUCCCGGACACGGUGCCGACCGCCAAAGGAGGCACGGCUAGGCUGGAGUGCUUCGCGCUGGGCAAUCCAGUCCCCACGAUCGUCUGGAGGCGGGCGGACGGGAAGCCCAUAGCGAGGAAAGCCAGGAGACACCAGUCGGACGGGAUCCUGGAGAUCCCCAACUUCCAGCAGGAGGACGCGGGCUUAUACGAGUGCGUGGCCGAGAACUCCCGAGGGAAGAACGUGGCGCGGGGACAGCUGACUUUCUACGCUCAACCCAAUUGGAUUCAAAAAAUAAGCGACAUCCAAGUGGCCAUCGAGGACAGCGUCUCCUGGGAAUGCAGAGCCAGCGGGAGGCCCCGGCCCACGUACAGGUGGCUGAAGAACGGGGAGCCGCUGUUCGCUCAGGACAGGGUUCACAUCGAGCAAGGCUCACUCAACAUCACCGGGGUGAGCCUGGCGGACGCUGGCAUGUACCAGUGUGUUGCCGAGAACAGACACGGGGCCGUCUUCUCCAGCGCCGAGCUGAGCGUCAUAGCUGCUGGCCCAGAUUUUUCAAGAGCCCUCUUAAAAAGGGUAACUCUUGUCAAAGUGGGCGGCGACGUCGUCAUUGAGUGCAAGCCCAAAGCGUCUCCAAAACCCAUCUACACCUGGAAGAAAGGACGGGCCGUGCUGAGAGAAAGUGAGAGAAUCACCAUUUCAGAAGAUGGGAGCCUCAGGAUCGUCAAUGUGACGAAAGCCGACGCCGGGAGCUACACCUGCGUCGCCACGAACCACUUCGGGACGGCCAGCAGCACGGGGAGCCUGGUGGUGAAGGACCCCACGAGGGUGACGGUGCCCCCCGCCAGCAUGGACGUCACCGUCGGGGAGAGCAUCGUCCUCACCUGCCAGGUGAGACAGGACCACUCGCUGGACAUUGUGUUCACCUGGUCAUUCAACGGACACCGGAUAGACUUCAACAGAGACGGGGACCACUUCGAGAGGGUCGGAGGGGAUUCAGCUGGGGAUUUGAUGAUCCGGAACAUCCAGCUGAAGCAUGCUGGGAAAUACGUCUGCACGGUCCAGACCAGUGUGGACCAGCUGUCCGCGGCCGCCGACCUCAUCGUCAGAGGUCCCCCGGGGCCCCCCGAGGCCGUGACCAUCGACGAGAUCACAGACACCACCGCCCAGCUGUCCUGGAGCCCCGGGCCCGACAACCACAGCCCCGUCACCCUGUACGUGGUUCAAGCCCGGACGCCGUUCUCCGUAGGCUGGCAGGCCGUCAGCACAGUCCCAGAUGUCAUCGACGGGAGGACGUUCACGGCGACCGUGGUGGGUCUGAACCCGUGGGUGGAGUACGAGUUCCGCACGGUGGCAGCCAAUGCGAUCGGGAUCGGGGAGCCCAGCCCGCCCUCGGAGAAGGUGCCUUGUCCCCGCACAGUCCCCGAAGUCACCCCAGCCAACGUCAGUGGCGGUGGAGGCAGCAAGUCGGAGCUGGUGAUCACCUGGGAGACGGUGCCGGAGGAGCUGCAGAACGGCCGGGGCUUCGGCUACGUGGUGGCCUUCCGGCCCCACGGCACCGUCAUCUGGAUGCUGACCGUGCUGGCCUCGGCCGACGCCUGCAGAUACGUGUUCCGGAACGAGAGCGUGCGCCCCUUCUCCCCCUUCGAGGUCCGGGUGGGCGUCUACAACAACAAAGGGGAGGGCCCCUUCAGCCCCAUCACAGUGGUGUACUCGGCAGAGGAAGAGCCCACCCGGCCGCCCGCCAGCAUCUCUGCCAGGAGCCUCUCCGCCACGGACGUUGAGGUGGUCUGGGCCUCCCCCCCGGAGAGGAACCGGGGACGGAUACAGGGCUACGAGGUUAAAUACUGGAGGCAUGAUGACAAGGAGGAAAAUGCUAGGAAAAUACGAACCUUCGGAAAUCAGACCUCCACGAAAAUCACCAACCUGCAAGGCAGCGCGCUGUACCACUUAGCGGUCAAGGCUUACAAUACGGCCGGGACCGGCCCCUCCAGCGCCACCGUCAACGUGACCACCAGAAAGCCCCCGCCCAGCCAAGCCCCCGGGAACGUGGUGUGGAAUUCAUCCGACUCCAAAAUCGUCCUGAACUGGGACCAGGUGAAGGCGCUGGAGAACGAGUCGGACGUGAGAGGCUACAAGGUCUUGUACCGAUGGAGCCGACAGAGCCGCACGUCUGUCAUCGAAACAAACCAGACGUCGGUGGAGCUCUCCUUGCCUCUGGGUGAAGAUUACAUCAUAGAAAUCAGGCCCGUCAGCGACGGGGGGGACGGCAGCGCCAGCCAGCAGAUCCGCAUCCCAAAGAUGACAAAUGCCUACGCCCGGGGCGGGGGCGCGGGGCCCUCCACCUCCAACGCCUGCACGCUGUCGGCGCUCAGCACCCUCAUGCUCUCGCUCACGGCCCGGUCCAGCUUAUGACGACCGCCCCCGCAGGACUCGCUGUCUGUGACCUGAGCAACCUGAGCGCGUUGUCCUGAAGACACCCAGUACUAAGUAACCUUGUUGUUCGAGUACAUCUUAUUACUGGAAAGAAAAAUGUUCUUUGCUUCUGUAGGAAUGGCAUUCCACACAGAACUUCCGCAAAGCAAGUCUCGCUUUGUCCGCAGUUUCUCCGGAAACUCCGCAGUGCACUGAAGACAUCUGUAAUACGAUGUUACCAAAGCAGUUUACAUAUGUCCUUAUAUGCAUAUUUUUUAUUAUAUAUUUAGUGUUUUAUAGAAUUUUUUAAAGUUAACAUGAAAUGUAGAUAUUAAUUUUUUUUCCUCGGCUAUAAAAUGCGAUGGGCGCCACACUCAUGCAACUAUUGGUUGAAAAUGUUUUCUUUAAAAGACAGAGUGUGAACCCCACCUCGGUCAGUCUAUUGCAAAUGACGUGCAGUUUGACAAGGACGGCGGGGCCGGCGCCGGAGGCCGGUGGGUGGCUCCGGGCUGCGCCGUAGGGGCCCCCUCCAUGGCGAGCAGGCUGGAUGGGGCCUUGGACAUGUACAGUAGGUCCUUCCGCCUGGGGUGCAUUUCCUUGAGAUGGUUUCGGGAACGGCUGCAAUUCCAACACCUGAACUCCUUCCCCGAGAGGUCCCAUGUGCAAUACUCACCCUGAACUUAGCAUGGACCCCAAGACUCUCCCCACUCACCUUGUUAGCAUCGUCUCUGUAGCAGCCUUACCUUAGACGUUGCAUUUGAAGUCGCAUCUCCUGUAGUAACUCAGACCAAAAGUUACCAUAGCAGCCCCAUCUUUCAGAGGCUAAGAGAUAUGUUUACUAUCUUUCACUGUAUCUGUUUGAAUGUACAUUUUUUUAAACAAGGGUAGCUCUCUGGUCACAGAUUCACCAUUCUUUCCGGAAUUUCUUAUAUAGAAUAUGUCUGUCUUUAAAGUCAGAGCUGUGUCUGGAUCGGGCAGACUUCCCUUUCAGCGAACAGCUGCUGCGGCGGCUCUUUCCUAAGACUCCGUAAAAGGUGGGGGGUGGGACGGUGUGGAGCUCUCAGGAGCUCCUGGUGUGCAGCCCGUAGCCUAGUUGCUUUCUACGCUUUACCUUCCACGUCUUACAGUCACACGUCGGGAAAUGGCAGUAGCAACAAAACCACAUUCCGAUGGAAGGCCUAUUUGUUAUAACGGGGGAGGUUUUGUAACUGAAUCUGGUGGACCAGUGCAUCUAAAAGGCAGUGACAUUUCCUACACACACUUUCCCAUGUACGCAGGCUGCCACCUCUCCUUCCUCAGAGAGCUCAGGUUUGCCUGCCACCUGCCCGUCUUUGCCUGAUGGAGAACGUACGUUGACUUUUCAACCUUCUCGCUCUACUGAUCCAAUAGUCAUAAUCAGGAUUCCACUUGUGUAAAAACUAGGGUGGCAACAGGGAAAAUAUUGUUCAGUGUUUCAAGCUGUGUUCCUUCCUUAGUUGGAUAUGGUUACUUCUCUGUUCUAAAUAAAACAAAAUUUAAAAUCACACACAUAUACACACACACAAAAAAAACAACAAAAUAAUAAAAUGAAUGAAAAAAAAGAAGCCACCCAGGUAGUUCCCACCCCCAUGUCGAUGGUACUUCCCAGUGACCCAGCAGCAAAUGUACUCUUUUUCUAACGCUAUUGUUAAUAAAUAUUCUGUCGUUUGUAAAGAUGCUUGUCUUCGGGAGCCUUCUUCCUGCCUGCGGACGGGAGCUGUGAGCUCGCCCUGGCGGCCAUACUGAGGUCACAGAGGGGCUCCGCCGUCUCCGGCAGGAUCCACCGCUAGCGGCCCCCAAGCUGUCCCUUUGGACGUGACAGCCCUGCAGACACCAGUCCAUGCCCCGUGUGCAGGUGUAGAGGGUCAAAACCUCAGAUAAACGUCCCGAAGGUCCAACUCGAAUCCGUCCUCUCCGUUAGCGACGCCUGGCAUAUCGCUCAUCCCCGGAGACCUGCCGUUUUGUUAAAAAGUAUAAACUCCAAAUAUGAGCAUCUAAGGCCCUUUUAAAUCUUCUAACCUGUCCACCAUGGACCCUGGCCACACCCCCGCCCUUGCUCCGGUCUCACCUCGGUGCCUUUGGGUCACACGGCUGCCCCUUCCUGCAAUAACCUUCCCGCUCCCCCUUCUCCCCCAGAUGCCCAGGCCCCCCUCCCCCGGGUCCCGAGGGUCCCGGGCGGGUGGUGCAGCCUCCCACACGCGUCGGUCCUUUGAGAUGAAUGAGCUUCAAGCCGUGGCGGGUCCCGCUCGGGUGGACCGGCACCGGGUCGCCCGGGGAAACUGUUACUGUGCCUGGUUGUCUCUGACCUCCUGUAUGUCGCCCAGCUGUCCUUGUCUGUACCUUUGUCUCCCACCCAGAUUGUGAGCUCCUCGGGGGCAGGGCGCUGGCUCUCUUCCAUGUACCCCCACCGUGCCUAGCACCGUGCCUUGCAAUAAACAAUCCUUGAUGAAUC
This is a messenger RNA of Myotis davidii, 5700 nucleotides long. It is a transcript of the gene CNTN4, whose product is annotated as contactin 4. The record is from RefSeq and is a predicted model, not a curated record. Gene Ontology annotation, molecular function: cell-cell adhesion mediator activity. Lineage: Eukaryota; Metazoa; Chordata; Mammalia; Chiroptera; Vespertilionidae. The transcript is spliced from 23 exons. Bases 147 to 3230 code for a protein of 1027 amino acids. Gene Ontology annotation, biological process: brain development; cell-cell adhesion.